Messenger RNA from Durotheca rogersii, 2274 nucleotides. Its product is annotated as Argonaute siRNA chaperone complex subunit Arb1-domain-containing protein. The record is from RefSeq and is a predicted model, not a curated record. Lineage: Eukaryota; Fungi; Ascomycota; Sordariomycetes; Xylariales; Xylariaceae. Gene Ontology annotation, biological process: regulatory ncRNA-mediated gene silencing. The transcript is spliced from 5 exons. Bases 1 to 1533 code for a protein of 510 amino acids. Gene Ontology annotation, cellular component: ARC complex.
AUGGCCGCCACGACCGCCAAGACCGAGCCGACUGGUGGGCGGCCUCGGCAGCAUAGUGAUGGUGCGAACCUCGGGACGGGUGACCAGGUUCCCUCGCUGGGCGAUGAGCACCCCGGGCCGAGCGACGGCAUCUCCCCUUCCGAAACCGUAGGCCCUGCUGAUCCAGACACAGCCGUGGUCGCUGAAGAGACCCGGGAUCCUCAGCGAGACGCCGAGGCCAAGCCGAAGAAGAGGAAAGGCAAGAAGAAGAAAACUGGCGCUGCCUCUCGCAAGAACGUCACUGGCUUUGAAGGCAAGUAUCCCUUCCCUUCGCGGCCGCAAUUCUUCGCCGAUGCCCCCAUGACCCCCGACGAAGCUGCCAACGAGAACAACAUCUAUGAUAGUUCGCGCAGUUUCGCUGUACGCAUUGAGGAAUGCAUUCAGCGAUACCGUGCUAGCCGCCGCAUGGACAAUGAACGUUCCGUGCUAUUCGACAAGUACCUCUGGCUCGGCGGCAUUGACUCGUCGCCGCGCCAAUUUACGGGUGCUGCUGAAGACGCCGAAGCUUUGGCGGAGGCCGACGCGGACCAGAUUCGUAAAAUGACCGCUGUAGACUUCGUCGGCGGCAACGACGAGCGUUUCUACAACUCGCAAAACAGCGGGGAUUGGUUCGUCGACUUUGAGGGUAUUGUCCGAGGCUUCUUGUCCCGGACCGUCCUGAGCAUGUACUUGUAUGAUGAGAAAGCCAUCAAGAUGGCCGCGGACCUUGUCAAGAAUUUCCUCAACUAUGUCCUGGUGCACAAUGCCUGCCCCGAGUAUCUUGACGACUUGAUGGCUGCGAGAAACAUCUGCAGCAUUGCUCCUAUGGAACUCCGCUCUACGAUCGAACUGUUCCGCUCGCUUCCCGGUGCGUUCAACACAGCUGCGCGCUCGCUCUUCUGCGAUAGACGAGUGGACAAUCUCGAGGUGGCCGAGAAUUUUGAUCGGCUGGUCACGUUCCGCGUCGCGACCCUCGUGUCGCCGUAUCGCAACCAAGAGAUCGCGGCUAAUAUCGCCAAAAUCGAGGACCCUAGCACCAUCCAUGUGGUCAGUACGAAGGAGGAGACGUACGAAGUACUGGAAAUACUCCGACCAACUGACAGGGGCAUCAUCACACUGGUAAAGGAGCAACUCGAGCAGUCUGGUCACGGAGGCAAAGGUGAGCUAGCCGGAGUCCUUAAAGUGAAGCCUUCGGCUAUCGAGUUCGGUUUCGACAACAUGCCUACCGUGGACGAGAUCAACCUCAGCAAGACAGAGCCUGAAGAGUUCCUGCUUGAGAACGACCUGCUCGUCAAGUUUGAGAAAGGGAUGAAGAUCAAGGCCAUCGUAUGCGAGCUUAACGUCGGCAUCCGCUUCAUUAAGGAGGUCCUAGACGUCCGCGCUUCUUUCGACCUGCUUCUUCCGCAAGCCUUGAUGGAGAACUGGAAGGACCCAGUCCCAAACGAGCGCCCUGCGCCAUCAGCCACGAGCGCGGAGGCUGGCGAGGAGGCUAUGGAUGACGAUGGUGAUGACUAGACAGCUCUGACCCAAGCGCGAUGUCGGGUUUGCCGCGGGGUAGUGGUGGAUAAAGAGAGGAGGAAGAGGAAGAGGAGGAGGAGGAGACAAGGAGAAAGGAACUACGCUUUUACUAGACCGACGAGGAUAUAAAGGGACCCCCUCUGCAAUGCGUUGACGAAAGGGGGUGUUGUAGAUAACAGGCGGAAAUAUGUGCUUUCCUAGGCGCUACAUGGAUUUGCCGAUACCCACGUAGACAACCGGACAGAUAGGCUCGCCGCGAGGCAGAAACGAAGACGCGAUGCGAUUCAUUCCGAUGAUCUAGCGGAGAGGUUGCGAGGCGAUUCUUGAAUUGAUAGUGAUCGUGAAAUGUGCUGGCGCUCUCUCUCGCCUUCGCCUUCUCGAGGAUCGACGAGGGUCGAGCGGAUGGACGUCGGUCCUGUCACACGGCUGCCCUGUCCCCCUACCUGCCCAACUCCCCUAGUAUAAGUAUAUAUGCUAUCGCUUACCAUAUUUAAGUCGAAAUUAGUAUUGUGUGCGUGUGUGAUGUGUGUGUGCGUAGUACGUGUGCACACACCUCGCCUCUAGCCUUGGUACGCCCAAAGACCAUUCCAGGCUUGCCCAACAACACGCGAGACGCACCCGCCCGCCUCUGCGGCCAAGUAUACCGAGAUUCGCAGCCACCGUAAACAAUAUCUAAGCAUGUGUACCUAGGUAGGUGGGUAGGUCGGAGGUAGGUUAUAGGAGGGUAGGCGCCUCCGC